Messenger RNA from Misgurnus anguillicaudatus (oriental weatherfish), 2510 nucleotides. Its product is annotated as E3 SUMO-protein ligase ZBED1-like. NCBI's taxonomy places the organism in Eukaryota, Metazoa, Chordata, Actinopteri, Cypriniformes, Cobitidae. Gene Ontology annotation, molecular function: protein dimerization activity; DNA binding. The record is from RefSeq and is a predicted model, not a curated record.
GUUGGGCGAUGUCGACCAAUUUGGCAUCGUACGAUGUUUAAUGUGAAACAUCGCGAUGGACGAUGGCAUCGUCGUCGGUGGGCGGGGCGUAAAUAAUUAAUUUAUAACGAAUUAAUUAAUUGUAUCGUUUCCACUACCUGACCCGCAUGAUCUUUGUUUUAACCAAACCCAUAACCAUAAAUAAAGAUAAGUUACACACAAAUUAACACCUGUCAAUCACUUUUCCGCGGGACUCUGGCAUGAAGUAGGCAGCACAGUGAUCUGCGUCGUUAUAAUGGCGUCGCCGUCGACAAACUUGGUCGUUAAAAAAGGUACAAAUUCACCUAUCUGGCAGUACUUUGGCUUUAGACCUAAUGAAAGAGGACAGCCACGAGACACGUCUGAAGUGGUGUGCAGGAUUUGCGGUCAAGUUAUCCGCGCAAAAGAUGCGCAGACGACAAAUUUACAUGACCAUUUGCGUGUGCACCAUCCCGCACAAUACAGUUCAUUGCCAGUGUCAUCAUCACGCACAACUGAACUUCGCAGGAACCAACCAACCCUAUCUGAGGCUUUCGCUAAAGUUACUAAGUACAAGCGUGACAGCGAAAGAUGGAAGCAGUGUACUGAUGCUGUGACCCGCUACCUAGCAAAAGAAAUGGUUUCUUUUAAUACGGUAGAGAAGAGCGCGUUUAAGGCCAUGCUGCAAAUAUUUGACAAGCAGUAUGAGCUGCCAGGUCGGAAGUUCUUCUCGAAGACCGCAGUCCCAAAGUUGUACAACGACAUCAGAGCAAAUAUUUUAGCAGAGCUGGAUGAUGUGGAAUAUUUGGCACUGACAACUGACAUGUGGUCCAGCUGCAACAUGAUGCCUUACAUGUCAGUGACCGCACAUUAUGUCAGCAAAGAGUGGACACUAAAAUCGAAAUGCCUACAAACAAGCUUCAUGCCAGAAAGCCAUACAGCCGACAACCUGGAAGAGGCAUUGCAGGAAAGUGUACACGAAUGGAAAAUAGAAGAAAAGAAAAUUUCCUGCAUAACUACUGAUAAUGGGGCAAACGUUGUUGCUGCCAUCAGACAGUUAAAAUGGCCUUGGUUAAGUUGCUUUGGCCACAAUCUGAACAUUGCUAUAAACAACUCACUCAAGAAGCAGCAAGCCAGCACUGAUCGGGCUUUCGGGGUUUGCCGGGCAGUCAACACUGCUUUUUCCCACAGCUGGUGGAGGAGACGAGAGCUAAGCAAAGCACAAGAGGAGCUAAAACUCCCUCAUCACUCCUUGAUCACGGACUGUGCAACACGAUGGGGCUCCAAACAGCGAAUGGUGGAGAGAAUUCUGGAGCAGGUUCAAGCCAUCAAACGAGUGUUUGCUCAGGAUAAAAGCCGCCGCCCGCUCCCGCAACUUACAUGGCAGGACAUAAGUGUUCUGGAAGCAGUUAAUAGUGGAUUGAAGCCAGUGGCAGAGUUUACAGAUAUUCUUUCUGGAGAAAACUAUGUCACGGUUUCCUCACUUUUGCCGAUGUUGGCACACCUGGAAAGUGUGCUGGAGAGCUCGGAGCAAGAUGCGAAACUUACAGCCGACCUGAAGCGUGUCAUCUUGGAGCAGAUGGAAGGCAAAUAUAGCAAUGAUGCCACCCUGAGUAUGAUGCGCAAAGCUGCCUUGCUUGACCCCAGAUACAGAGGGGAUCACAUGAAACCACCUGAGCUAAGUGCCACAAAAACUGAACUGGUUGCAGAAAUGGCGGCAGCAGCAGCAACACGCGCAAGCCCAUCAUCCGGCCCUGCACGAGAAAGAGAAGAGGCAGAGGAAUCAGGUGCUGGCACCGCGCCUAAGAAGAAAAAGGGACUGGGCAGCCUUCUUGGUAAAAGAGCAGCUACAGCAGUGCUCACCGCUGAUCAAAAGAGUGAAGCUGAGAUGUCACUGUAUCUACAGGAAAUGGUUAUUGACGGAGAAGAAGACCCACUAACUUGGUGGAAAGCUAACCAAGGACGGUUUCCUCUUAUGGCCAAAUAUUUGUGCAUAUGUGCUACCAGUGCUCCAUCUGAACGUGUGUUCAGCACAGCGGGUAAUGUUGUUACUCCACUUCGCAGCUUAUUAAAGCCAGAAAAGGUGAACAUGUUAGUAUUUCUGGCCAGAAACCUUGAUAUUUAAAGUUGUUGUUUUUUUGUCCCAACCUCUGUUCGUCAUGGUAAAACCAUGAAAAAGCAGAUGUUUUUUCUGCUGUUUUUGUAUGCCUCAUUUAGUUAUUAUGUAAACGAACUAGUUCAUUUAAUUUGUUUGGCGUUUACUGUAUAAAGUGUGUACUCUUUUGAAUAUAAGUUGACUGUGAACAACUUACUUGUUAUUUCCUCAUAAGUAUACAAAAAUAAAGACGCGGAAAUUGAAAGCAUGCAUUAAGUGUGUGUUUUCGCGAGCGGGAUGCUGCGAGAGGCUGCAGUGUUUUUAUUUUGGGGGGGUGGGCGGGGUAUCGCGAUGCCGACUCUGCAUCGUCAUGUCUAUCGGCCAUCGGCGAUGGACGAUGCCAUCGUCUAUCGGUCCA